AUGCCUAAGUCAAAGGAACUUGUUUCUUCAAGCUCUUCUGGUAGCGAUUCUGACAGUGAAGUUGACAAAAAGCUAAAGAGGAAAAAGCAAGUUGCUCCAGAAAAACCAGUAAAGAAGCAAAAUACUGGUGAAACUUCCAGAGCACUGUCAUCCUCCAAGCAGAGCAGCAGCAGCAGAGAUGGUAACAUGUUUCAGAUUGGGAAAAUGAGGUAUGUUAGUGUUCGGGACUUUAAAGGGAAAGUCUUAAUUGAUAUUAGAGAAUAUUGGAUGGAUCCAGAAGGUGAAAUGAAACCAGGAAGAAAAGGUAUAUCUUUAAAUCCUGAACAAUGGAGCCAGCUGAAGGAACAGAUUUCUGACAUUGAUGAUGCAGUAAGAAAACUGUAAAAUCAGAGCCAUAUAAAACCUGUACUGUUCUAGUUGUUUUAAUCUGUCUUUUUACAUUGGCUUUUGUUUUCUAAACAUUGUUUUCCAAGCUGUUGUAUAUUUGGAUUGCAGAACAAUUUGUAAGAUGAAUACUUUUUUUAAAAUGUGCAUUAUUAAAAAUGUCCUGAGUGAA
Molecule: messenger RNA, 556 nt
Organism: Cervus elaphus (red deer)
Lineage: Eukaryota; Metazoa; Chordata; Mammalia; Artiodactyla; Cervidae
Product: activated RNA polymerase II transcriptional coactivator p15-like
Exons: 1
Coding region: 1-384 (127 amino acids)
Biological process (GO): positive regulation of transcription initiation by RNA polymerase II
Cellular component (GO): transcription regulator complex; nucleus
Molecular function (GO): DNA binding; transcription coactivator activity
Source: RefSeq, a predicted model, not a curated record